Molecule: messenger RNA, 1839 nt
Organism: Gamsiella multidivaricata
Lineage: Eukaryota; Fungi; Mortierellomycota; Mortierellomycetes; Mortierellales; Mortierellaceae
Exons: 7
Coding region: 1-1839 (612 amino acids)
Source: RefSeq, a predicted model, not a curated record
AUGUCAUUCUACCAGAACAACAUGUUCAAUCACUUGAUCCAAAGCAACACUCUGGAUUCAGGAACAAUCACUACGGACGACAGCAAUGAAUUUGAAGGCGAUUCCAAUUCCGGUUCCGACAGCGCUGGUCUCCAGGAAGUCAGCACAGGGAGCCAGAUGAGUCCAUGGAGCAACUAUUCAAUAUCCCAGAUGCGUGAACUCCUUCGCCAACGUGGCCAACUUACAACGGGGAGCAGGCACGCUCUGAAGAAGCGACUGAGGAGUACAGAAAAGUCCUCUCCUGCCUCGCAAGCCGCUACAGGCUCGCAUACAACGACAAUGGACAAAAAGAGCGCCAGCAUAACGCCUACGGCAGCUGGAGCCACAACUAUUGAUGGAGCAGCCUACAUCAGAAGCGCCACCACGGAAGAGGUUUUCAGGAUAGAAGCAGAUUACAAGGACGAUGCUAUGCGCACAGCAUUUGACGAAGGCAUAUCACACUCGGCUCUCGAAGACGUAGAGUUCAGGAAACCAAGGUCAUCGCAGUCGAUCCGCUCAAGAGUACCGAGACGAACCAAUAGCUUUUCAGCCCACUUUACAGAGUUCAUUAACAGAAGAAGAGAGGCCUUGGAAACAGAGCGACACGAGAUCUCGGUAUACACUUCGCCACUGACUGUUUUGUCGUACUUUGUUCUUUACAUCCUGCAUGAGUUCCGUAUGGCAUUGCUUUGGAUCAUCUCCCAACAGUACUUGCUCGUGCUAUUCCCAGUCAUCGCCGCGACAGUCUACUUCCUGUACCAGACGAACGGAGCUCACCAGCCACUUCUGAAGCACGCGGAGUCAGGACUGAUCUGGUAUGGAUAUUGGACAUUACUCGGGAUUGCAUCUUCGGUCGGACUCGGCACCGGACUGCACACAUUCAUCCUCUUCCUGGGACCACAUAUCGCAGAGGUCACGCUCACAGCCUACAAGUGCGGAAACACUGACUUUGAUGUCAGAGGCGAUCAUAGGUAUAUCUGCAAGUCGCCAGAGUCGCUCACCGUCCCCAUCGGCAUCUAUACGGUCUUUCAAGCUGUGCAAUGGGAGAGUUUCUUCUGGGGAUUUGGAACUGCUAUCGGAGAACUGCCGCCGUACUUUGUUGCAAGGGCUGCUGCACUGUCUGGGAACAGGAACGAGGAGCUGGCAGCCAUUGAAGAUCUGCUGAAGAAGAAGCCCGAUUCGGUGUCAUACAAGGAACGCAUCCUACUCAUGGUGCACGAGGGCAUGAAGCGCCUGGGAUUCUUUGGCAUUUUCCUUUGUGCCUCUAUCCCCAAUCCGCUCUUUGACCUCGCAGGAAUCACCUGCGGGCAUUUCUUGAUCCCGUUCUCGACCUUCUUUGGCGCCACCUUUCUUGGCAAGGCCGUCGUGAAAUCGUCGAUCCAGACCCUCUUUGUGAUCCUGAUGUUUUCUGCCGACACACUCGCCGCGGUCAUGAGCUGGCUCGAGCGAUCGGCUCCGUUCAUUCAUGGAUAUCUCGCUGACGGAAUUAAUUCGCAAAAGGGCGCUCUUCGUGGAGAGGGCAGGGUGUCUGAGGACGAUCUGGAGAACUCAACCAGCCUUGUGGGCCUAAUCUGGAACACCAUCAUCUUUAUCAUGAUCUCCUACUUCCUCCUGUCGAUUGUCGAGACAAUGGCGUUGGCGCAGAUCAAGAGAAGACACGAUCAGGAACUUGUCGAGCUGGAGGGAAAGAUCCGAAGUGGCGACACCAAAGCUCUUUUCAGCGCGGUAUCAGAGGAACUGACUGAAUCCAGGAGGAGAGCGAACUCGGAACUGCAGCGAACAUCAACACCAGUGCCACACCAGAAGGCACAAACACCAUAG